CCUGGCAGGGGGAAGGAGGGCGGGUCCUGGCAGGGGGAGGAGGCCGUUUGACCUCCCGUUUCGACCCCCGGGGUUCGACCCCCGGUCCUCCUCGUCCUCCUCUUCCUCCUCCAAGGGAUGGAGCCGCCGGAGUCUCCGGGAGCCGCCAGGUGGAAGCUCCUCCGCCAGGUUCUGAAGCAGAAACGCCUGGACGAUCACCUGCGACACGUGUCCAUCAGAAGAUUUGAGUCGUUUAACCUGUUCUCAGUGACUGAAGCCGAGAAAAGCGAAGCGGAGGAGGAGGCUGGGGUCUGGGUUCGAUACACGAGUGCCUUUCAGCCUGAAUACAGUGUCGUUCUGAGACACAACCAGGGAUCCUUAAACGUCCAAGAUAUCCUGACCAGCUUUGACAACACAGGAAAUGUCUGCAUCUGGCCUUCCGAAGAAGUCCUGGCUUACUACUGCCUCCAGCACCGUCAUACGUUCAGGGGCCUGGCGGUGUGCGAGCUGGGGGGCGGCCUGACGUGCCUGGCCGGGCUCAUGGUGGCCAUUUCGGCAGAUGCCAGGGAAGUUCUGUUAACUGAUGGGAAUGAAAAGGCCAUCCAAAAUGUGACCGACAUCAUCGCCAGGAACCAAAGAAUGGGAGUCAUCAAAACCCGUGCCGUCUCCAGUCGCGUUUUGCGAUGGGAUAAUGAGACAGAUGUCUCUCAACUGGAAGGACAUUUUGACAUUGUUAUGUGUGCUGACUGCCUGUUUCGGGACCAGAGUCGGGCUCCCCUUGCUGAUGCAAUAAAGAGAUUACUGCAGCCCGGGGGACGAGCCUUGGUGAUGGCGCCGCGCCGAGGAGACACCCUGGACCGGUUCUGCAGCCUAGCCAAGAAGGUCGGCCUGAUCCUGCAAAGACAUGAGAACUACGACCCACAUAUCUCCUCUGUCCAUGCCGAGCUGAAAGCCGGAUGCCGGGGCAUCUACGAGGAAAACCUCCACUAUCCACUUCUCGUGAUUUUAACCAAGCCGGGCUAGGGGCACCAAAGAGCGAGAGGAGGGAGGACAACUGCUGAGUGGAUCGGGAGGGGGUUUGUAUGCCCCUGAGGAGACGCAUCUGGUGAGGAGAUUCCCCACCAGCCCACUGACCACCGACUGACCGCUGACCGCAGGAAGCUCUGGGCCUCUCACUGUCUUCGCCUCUGUGGACACUGUUCUACUGUCACGAUUCUCCCCCUCCCCAGCCACAUCGCCAGACCCUGCGAUCCCUCCCCCAAACUCCUCGGACACAGCCUGGUCUUCCCACCAGCCUUCCUAGGACAAGCAGCUCUUCCUGCUCCCAUUGGCUUUGUUUGCAUUUAAAAACUCCUCAAGGGCCGAUCUCUCAGCUA
This is a messenger RNA of Ornithorhynchus anatinus (platypus), 1355 nucleotides long. It is a transcript of the gene CAMKMT, whose product is annotated as calmodulin-lysine N-methyltransferase. Gene Ontology annotation, cellular component: cytoplasm. The transcript is spliced from 11 exons. NCBI's taxonomy places the organism in Eukaryota, Metazoa, Chordata, Mammalia, Monotremata, Ornithorhynchidae. Gene Ontology annotation, molecular function: calmodulin-lysine N-methyltransferase activity. The record is from RefSeq and is a predicted model, not a curated record. The coding region runs from base 118 to 1002 and encodes 294 amino acids.